CAACAACAAUAAAACAUCUUUCAUUUGAAGAAUGCCGGUGCAGAUCUUUUGCACGAUUUCCUUCUCGGCCGACGAUGAGGAGGAGGAGGAGGUGGAGAGGAAGCGAGGGGAGAGUUUCGAGCAGUUUUCCGAGGACGGGGAGGACGAGGGGGGGGACGGCGAUGGCGGGAAGCGAAGCUUCACCGAGUUCGCGGGCUCCACCAACCUGCACGGCAUGAACCACAUCUUCGUGGAGCAGGGCGGCUGCGGGGUCCGCCAGUUGCUGUGGGGCUGCGCCUUCCUCUCGUCCCUCGCCAUCUUCCUCUACCAGGUGAUGGACCGGGUGAUGUACUACCUGGAGUACCACCACAUCACGGCGCUCGACGAGAUCGACAGCCACUUCAUGUACUUCCCGGCCAUCACCCUGUGCAACUUCAACCGCUUCAGGCGCUCCGCCAUCACCUACUCCGACCUGGAGCGGAUCGGGCCGCUGGUCGGCUUCACCAGGGGCAUGGACUUGGGCUUCGAGGCGGCCGGCGGCGGCGGCAGCGGCCCCCUCAGCAUGUACGACCUGUUCAACAGGACCAGCCACCGGCUGGAGGACAUGCUGAAGGAAUGCACGUACCGCGCACAGGAAUGCGGCCCCGAAAACUUCACGGUGGUAUUUACGAGGUACGGCAAGUGCUACACUUUCAACUCGGGCCAGACUAAAGACCAGCCCAUCUUGACCACCCUGAAGGGCGGAACAGGGAACGGUCUGGAACUGAUGCUGGACAUUCAACAGGAUGAGUACCUUCCCGUCUGGGGUGAAACAGAUGAAACCUCCUUUGAAGCUGGUAUAAAGGUUCAGAUCCACGGUCAGAAUGAGCCGCCGUUUAUCGACCAGCUGGGUUUCGGUGUGCCACCGGGCUUUCAGACGUUUGUGUCGUGCCAGGAACAGCGGCUAAUCUACCUGCCUCCCCCCUGGGGCGACUGCAAAUCUACUCCCAUGGACUCGGACUUCUUUGACACCUACAGCAUCACCGCUUGUAGGAUUGACUGUGAGACCCGGUACUUGGUUGAAAACUGUAACUGUCGCAUGGUUCACAUGCCAGGUGAUGCCCCGUACUGCACUCCCGAACAGUACAGAGAGUGUGCUGACCCAGCCCUAGGGUUCUUGGUGGAGAAGGACAGUCUGUUUUGCACAUGUGAGACGCCGUGCAACAUGACGCGCUACGGUAAGGAGCUGUCCAUGGUUAAAAUUCCCAGCAAGGCUUCGGCCAAAUACUUGGCCAAAAAGUACAACAAGUCGGAAGAUUACAUAGGGGAGAACAUCCUUGUGCUGGAUAUCUUCUUUGAAGCACUAAACUAUGAAACAAUUGAACAGAAGAAAGCCUAUGAGGUUGCUGGCUUGCUGGGGGACAUCGGAGGGCAAAUGGGAUUAUUUAUUGGUGCGAGCCUUCUGACAAUCCUGGAAGUCUUCGACUACGUGUAUGAGGUGUUGAAGCACAAACUCUGCGGCUUGCUGAAGUACGGCAAACAGCAGAAGCGAAACAACAACAACAAAGGAGUCACCCUGAGCCUGGAUGACAUCAAGCGCCAUAACCCAUGCGAGAACCUGAGGACCCACCCAGGCGGGAUGACGUACCCGGCCAACAUCCUACCUCACCACCCGCCCCGCAGCACCUUCGAGGACUUCACCUGCUGAUGGCGGCGCCGACCACACGUCCGGCCACGACUGGCAACACCCACAUCCCCCCCCCCCCCCUCCCCACCCACUUAUCCCGCCGUUCAACGAGCAGAGAGGAGACUGAGCCAACCAAGGAGAUGGGGGGGGGGGGGGGGUGGGGGGCUGUCCAAACCUGACCUACCAAAGUCAUUGAACAAACCUUCUGGAGACAACACUCAAACGCAAAGCAACAACCCGCCUCCACGCUGAACGGCAGUCUUGGGGAUGGCGGUUCCGUGGACUCUGCUCACUAACUUUUCAAACAAAGAAGAAGAAGAAGAAGAAAAACAACUUUUUUCUCUCAUCUAGAGUCAUAUUCCAGUUUUGUAAAAGGGAUUUUUUAUUCACUCUUUCUCGUAAACGGUUGUUCUGUAGGCCGCUUGUGUUACCGUGUGUGAUCAUGUUCUUAAGCUUAAAGAGGGAAGCAUUUAGACUCCA
Amblyraja radiata (thorny skate) is the source of this 2125-nucleotide messenger RNA. RefSeq names its product acid-sensing ion channel 1. Gene Ontology annotation, biological process: sodium ion transmembrane transport. The record is from RefSeq and is a predicted model, not a curated record. Gene Ontology annotation, molecular function: pH-gated monoatomic ion channel activity; ligand-gated sodium channel activity. The transcript has 10 exons. Lineage: Eukaryota; Metazoa; Chordata; Chondrichthyes; Rajiformes; Rajidae. Gene Ontology annotation, cellular component: plasma membrane. The coding region runs from base 32 to 1666 and encodes 544 amino acids.